Peronospora belbahrii is the source of this 1119-nucleotide messenger RNA. NCBI's taxonomy places the organism in Eukaryota, Oomycota, Peronosporomycetes, Peronosporales, Peronosporaceae. The record is from the annotation of a GenBank genome assembly.
AUGAUGAAUACGUGUGAAGUGAAGGACGUGCGAAGGCUGCGUCCGGCCGAUCACAUUUGCAUCUGGGACACCAGUCGAUGGCCGUUCCGAUACACGCACCACGGCAUUGUGUACACUGCUGGAGAAAACGCGGACGUCAUUUCUAUCGCCCAUGUUUGGUCCCGCAAGACGGGGCUGCGGGAGUCGCAGGCAGAUUCGCGUUUCCAGAUUACAAGUCUCAGUGAGUUUCUGAACGGGAGACCAUUGCAAGGCAUGCGCCGAGUGCAGUACAACUCGUCGUUGGUGGCAGAAGCUAGCUCCCUGUUGGGAGAAGUGCAUCGAACACACGCUGACGCGCCCCCUGUGGUGUUGGCGCGCUGUCAAUUUCUAUUAGGUCUCGGCCAGGGACAUUUUAGCAUCUUAUCGUUGAACUGCGAGCACGUGACACUGUGGUGUACGACGGGUGUGGGCUGGUCCAAGCAAGUGCUGUCUCGGGCGGAGACCAAGGUGCCGUUCUUGACGUCGUCUAUGAAGUCGGCACAAGCGCUAGUGCGACUGGAACUGCAGUUGCGGGACAUUCGAGAGGCCGCAAAGGAAAAGAACAGGCAGUUAGAAGAGCUCCGAGGUAAACGAGUCUACUUGCGACUGAAAGGUACUGGCAAGUUUGCAAAGAGAUUUGGAGACGAACUGUUUCUUGUACAGGAUGAUCCGAGUGAAAAGGACUGGGCCUUCCGUCAGAGACCGACGUCGCUGAGGUUAGCAGUUCGCGCCUCGGCUUAUAAUUGCGUGUGUGUAGAAUUUGCAGACUACGAAAGAUCUGGGGAUGUGCUAGGGGGGUUCCAGUUUGAUUUUGGAUGGGAGGGAGAACUGCAGAGCCUGCGUCAUCGUCGAUGGUUUGUCGGAGCGCAGACUCGCAACGGACUGCUGUGCCCAUUUAUUUCGCGAGAGAAGGCUGCUACGUUUGAGAUUAUUGAUGCUGAUGCAUUGGAUGCUCAAAGCCCAAUGAUCGAGCCUUUCGUUAGGGACUCGGUAGAAUGCGAGUCUCAUAUUGUUCGAGCCAUGACAGGAUCCGAGUCAAAAUCCGAGUCUGAACCUGAAAUGGGGCUGGACGAAGACGAAGAGAACGAAGGUAUUAGCUGA